UGAAAUGAAAGCAAAGAUUGCAGAGGAAGAUCAAGAGUCCAGGGAUUAUGACGGAGAAAAGCUGACUGUUCCGUACAGACGGACCUUAACUAAUGGAUUCUGUAUAUUGAGCACAUACAUACAGGCAAAUAGGCAAACAGAAUAAAGAGGAAACCGAUUAAUUUUUCUUAUCCCAAACCCUGGCCCUUUUCUGCAUAUCGAGCAGAGGGCUGGUCAAGUUAGCAACCUAGCAAGCUCUUAACGGUGGAUAGCUAGCUUGUUAGUUAGGAGAGACGGACAAGAAACGAAGUGAGCGAGAGAGGUGAACCAUCAAGGAGCAUGUUGCCUUUACGAAAGGCUUUUGGCUUAUCCUUAAGUUUCGGAGGGGACUGAAAGUUGGAAAGACGAACUGGGACCAGAGUGUGGGAUUUAUCUGAAGAAUCGCUAGCCAGUUGAGAUGUUGUUGCUAUCGGAUCCGAUUCGCUGUUGUAGGAGGGGGUCAGUGUCCCGCAGCUGGUCGCAGUCAGUGCCGUGGAGACGAGGGGGGUUCUUUAUCCUAUUCCUGCUAAAAGCGGCCGUCUGCCACGCCAAUCCCAGCAGCCCUCCCGGUAUCAACAACAACAACAACCGACCCAGUGUCAACGUCUUUAUGAGCGAACAGGAGGUGAAGAAGCUUUUAGGUGUGGAAGCAGAGCUGUACUACGUGAGGGACGACGUGGUCAAUCACUACGCCCUGUCCUUCAUCCUGCCAGUGCCCAGCGAAACCAACAGCUUGUAUUUCACCUGGCACUCCCGGAACAAGGUGUACUACAGGCUGGGCUUCCAGGUGGAUAACCCUGCCGCCAUGAGCCUGCCCCAAAGCAACAUAUCAGCCCAGGGGGAGGUGCCUCGUGUUCGUUCAGUGUUCCGUGUGGACCUUUUCUGUUCGGGCAAAGAGGAUGCAGAGGUGAUCCUGACCGUGCAGCUUAACCUGACCAUACAUGCCAACAACUUCACCGUCCUCAACUUCAAGAGGAGGAAAACGUGCUACAAACGAAUUGAGCAGCUGGAUCCCAAGAUCCCACCGCAGUCCAACAAGACCCUCAGCAGGCCAGUGUUUGAGAGCAUGAACGCGGCCCCCACCACCUCCACCCGGGUCUUCUACAUCAGCGUGGGGGUGUGCUGCGCUGUCAUCUUCCUGGUUGCCAUCAUCCUGGCCGUACUGCACCUGCACAGCAUGAAGAGGGUGGAAAUGGACGACAGUGUGAGUGACAGUGGCAGCUCCCAGGGCCUGUCCCAGCCCUCCACCCAGACGACGCAGUACCUGAGGGCGGACACUCCCAACAACGCCACCCCUGUCAUCAACACUCAGCCUGGUUCUGCGCCCAUUCUUCAGCUUGCUGCCGCCUCCUUCCCCAACCCUGGCACCCCCUCCCACCAAACCAAAAUCUACCCAUCGCUGCGCAUUGAAAAGAAUGACCUGAGGAGUGUUACCCUGCUGGAGGCUAAGGCCAAGGUGAAGGACAUUGCCAUCUCCCGGGAGAGGGUGACGCUACGCGACGUUCUGCAGGAAGGGACGUUUGGCCGUAUCUUCCACGGCGUGCUCCUCGACGACAAGGAUCCCAGCAAGGAGAAGCAGGUGUUUGUGAAGACAGUGAAAGACCAUGCCUCAGAAGUGCAAGUGACCAUGAUGCUAACGGAGAGCUGCAAACUGCGAGGCCUCCACCACAGGAACCUGCUUCCCAUCAGCCAUGUGUGCACGGAGGAUGGGGAGAAGCCCAUGGUACUGCUGCCCUACAUGAGCUGGGGGAACCUCAAGCUCUUCUUGCGGCAGUGCAAGCUGGCUGAGGCCAACAAUCCGCAGGCCGUCUCCCAGCAGGACCUGGUCCACAUGGCCAUCCAGAUUGCCUGUGGGAUGAGCUACUUGGCCCGCAGGGAGGUCAUCCACAAAGACCUAGCAGCCAGGAACUGCGUCAUUGAUGACAGCAUGCAAGUGAAGAUCACAGACAACGCCCUGGCCCGGGACCUCUUCCCCAUGGACUACCACUGCCUGGGGGACAACGAGAAUAGGCCCGUCCGCUGGAUGGCACUGGAGAGCUUGCUCAACAAUGACUUCUCCAGCGCAAGUGACGUGUGGGCGUUUGGAGUCACACUGUGGGAGUUGAUGACCCUAGGACAGACCCCCUAUGUGGACAUAGACCCUUUUGAGAUGUCUGCCUACCUCAAGGACGGCUAUAGAAUAGCACAGCCAAUCAACUGCCCAGAUGAACUGUUUGCAGUGAUGGCCUGUUGUUGGGCCCUUGAUCCUGAGGAGAGGCCUAAAUUUCAGCAGCUGGUGCAGUGCCUUACUGAAUUCCAUGCAGCCCUGGGGGCCUACGUCUGAAAUCGAGACCCAGGCUUUCCGAAGACCAACAAAGUUGGUGAACAGUACUACCCUUGUGGAAUAUAUCAUCACAAAAAUAGUGCCUUGCUAAAGAAAAACUUUCAGACACCUGUUCUUAUUUUUUAAAAUGCUUAGAACUGUUUUAUAGGGAAGAGUUGUACUACACUACCAAUGCCUAAUUCCAGUGAAAUUUGGCAUUUCUUUCUGGUUUGGACAAGACCUCUGAAAGAACAAGCUGUGAUUGACACAACGUCAAAGUGCGGAUUUUCUGAGGAUUUCAAACUCCACAAGAGAGCAGUCCCUUCCUGCUGGAGAAGAUUUAAUAAUGACGUGAGAGCACCAUAUGCUUAAUUGCACAUAUAACAUUUUAUAAGACACCAAUGUUAAAAGAGUACAAGAAAGUUGCAGUCCUAUUAUU
This is a messenger RNA of Megalops cyprinoides (Indo-Pacific tarpon), 2759 nucleotides long. RefSeq names its product receptor like tyrosine kinase (gene ryk). Gene Ontology annotation, cellular component: signaling receptor complex. Gene Ontology annotation, biological process: axonogenesis; multicellular organism development; protein phosphorylation. The transcript is spliced from 16 exons. Bases 437 to 2341 code for a protein of 634 amino acids. The record is from RefSeq and is a predicted model, not a curated record. Gene Ontology annotation, molecular function: ATP binding; protein kinase activity. Lineage: Eukaryota; Metazoa; Chordata; Actinopteri; Elopiformes; Megalopidae.